CUUUGUUUGAUUUCAUAGCAAAAAAUCAAAAUGUCUCUGAUUCACAUCGCUCCAACUCAGCCCGUGAGAAACAGAGAGCGACUAUUAAAAAAUCUGGCCAUUGACAGGUGAACGAUAAAGGUUGAAAAAGCUCUCCAUGUCUCUUCCCUUUCUGAGGUUCGACAAAUCCAAGCUUUUCGCCAUAAUUGAGUUUAGAGGACUUUUUUGAGAACUUUUGUGUUGGGGAAGAAGAAACUUUUUGGAUGGAGACAUCAUCUACGGUAGUCUUUUCUGAAUUGGGAAUGGAGGAGAGUGGCUUUGUCAAUCAAUGGCACAAGAGCUCAAUGGAUGAGCUUGGAACGCUUCCAUUAGCAGCAGCUUUUGGGGAGAAUUUGCAGCAUUCUUAUGCUCAGGCAAAUUUUGACCAGAAAGCUUCUUCAAACCAUUCACACAAUGCCAUAUUUGGGUAUGUGAAACAGCUCAAAACUGAUGGGUGGAGUUCAUACCAAACAUCUGAUCAUUUGCCAAACUCACAAAACAUUGCUUAUCCAACCGCAUCUGUUUCGGCUUCCAACUGCACGAACCAAAUGGACUUCACGAGGCCGAAAGAGGAAGUUGUGUGUCCUCAGAGUAUCAGCAACCUCCCUUCUGAUAUGUUGAUUUCUCAGGGCUUGUUUCGCCACCAAGGCCAUAUAACCAAAUCCUACCAUGGAACGAAGAGAACUGCUACAAACAGUAGAUUUUCCCAGGCUCAAGAUCACAUUCUUGCAGAGCGGAAACGGCGAGAGAAGCUCAGCCAGCGGUUUAUCGCUUUGUCUGCUAUAGUUCCUGGCCUCAAGAAGAUGGACAAGGCUUCUGUUCUUGGAGAUGCCAUAAAAUACCUGAAACAACUACAAGAGAAAGUGAAAAUACUAGAGGAACAAACCCGAAGGAAGGACAUCGAAUCCGUAGUAUUCGUCAAGAAAUCCCAAGUUUCUGCUGAUGGGAACAACACAUCGAACGAGGAGGAUGAGCCACUUCCCGAGAUCGAAGCAAGAUUUUGCGACAAAAAUGUCCUCAUAAGAAUACACUGUGAGAAAAGGAAAGAUGUCAUAGAGAAGACAAUUGCUGAAAUUGAAAAGUUGCACCUAACAAUAGUCAACAGCAGCGUUAUGUCAUUUGGGAGUCUUGCUCUUGACAUAACCAUCAUCGCUCAGAUGGGUAACGAAUUCUCUUUAACGAUAGAGGACCUCGUGAAGAAGUUGCGAUCGACCUUCGGGUCGUUCCAAUGAGAAGAUAGAAGAAAUCUUUUCAGCUCCACCUGCUGCUGAAAAGUUCCAAAUAAGAUUAGGAGCAGCCCUUGACCUACAGACACAAAAUAAGAACAACCAUAUAAACUGUCCCUUUCUAAAGCCCGUAUGUUUACAGGUCUGUGAUGUUCCACCAAAUUUAGACCAAUACCCUUCAAGCAAACCAGUUGUGAGAUUCACAUUUCAGGUGGGUUUUUUCUUUCCUUUUUGCAUGUUGAAUCAUGUUCUGUCACCUGCCUGUUACAUUAGAAGUGAUCUCACAGCUUGUUUGGAGGGUUUUUUCCCAGGAGGCUGCAAAAGGAAAAAUGCAGCAAAAUUCUGUGGUUUUUCCUUAGGGAAAAUGGGUUUUUUAAAGUUUGUUGAUCAAAACAGGCCUUUGUUUUUUCAGUUCAUUAUUGUUUUCUGUUUGAUGUUUUAGAGGCAUCCCAUUGAAAUGUCUUGGCCUCUUUUUUCAGUGACUUUUGUUUGUAAUGCCUUGUUUGGAAGUGGUGAAAUAGUUAAAAACUUUCUUUCUUUCUUCCUUA
Momordica charantia (bitter melon) is the source of this 1792-nucleotide messenger RNA. Its product is annotated as transcription factor bHLH25. Gene Ontology annotation, molecular function: protein dimerization activity. Lineage: Eukaryota; Viridiplantae; Streptophyta; Magnoliopsida; Cucurbitales; Cucurbitaceae. The record is from RefSeq and is a predicted model, not a curated record.